ACACUGACUGCAGGUUUUAAACUACAACAUAGAGUUGGCUGAACACUGACUGCAGGUUUAAAACUACAACAUAGUGUUGUCUGAACACUGACUGCAGGUUUUAAAGAGUGAAAUCCUGCUCCAUCCCUUUCCCUUCAUCAUCCCCCUCUCUCCUGUUGUUCCUCUCUUCCCUUCUCUCCGUCUGCCAUCUUCCUUUUCUCUCCCACAUUCUACUCAUGUUGUCUCAACGGACCCUUCUCUCUUGGCUGCUGACACCUGUUGGCCUAGUCUGAGAGCACCACAAACAUACAGCAACCAGACCUCUCCAUACCUUCCUUCCAGUCUUUCAUAUUCGGUCUAUCUAUAGUGCACCCUGGCACCCGGCACUAUUCCGUCUAAGGGGGAGGAGGACUUUCUGACCCUGUCCGCUUCUCGGUUCAGCCGUCGGAAGCGUGCCAUCGGAGCCGCCAUGGGCGUGGCCAUGGUUCUACUCCUCCUGAUAGCCAUCCCCCUAUUGGUUCACACCAUGAAAGGGGGAGGAGCUAGCCAAGGAAGUGGCGGCGGGGGGACCCAUUAUGAGAUGCUGGGGAGCUGCAGAAUGGUCUGUGACACUUAUAGUACUGCCCAACCAGGCCAGGAGCUGACAGCCAUGUCCCCUCAACCGGAAUACCCCGGGAAGAAGAAGACGGGGUACCGCGGUGUCCCUGGGAUCCCUGGUCCUCCAGGCGCCCGAGGACCCCCUGGGGAAUCAGGCAAGCCAGGGCCACAGGGGCCUCCCGGCCCUGGACCUAAUGGUUACCUCCCCUCCUACAGCCCCAAGAUCGCCUUUUAUGCAGGGCUAAGGAAACAGCACGAGGGCAGCGAGGUGUUGAAGUUUGAUGAUGUGGUAACCAAUGUAGGGAACUACUAUGAGCCUAGUACUGGGAAGUUCACCUGUCCUCUACCUGGUAUCUACUUCUUCACCUACCAUGUUCUGAUGAGGGGCGGAGAUGGGACCAGCAUGUGGGCUGACUUGAAGAAGAACGGACAGGUCAGGGCCAGUGCCAUCGCCCAGGAUGCGGACCAGAACUAUGACUAUGCGUCUAACAGUGUGAUCCUGCAUCUAGACGUGGGGGACGAGGUGUGUGUACAGCUGGACGGGGGGAAGGUCCAUGGAGGAAACACCAACAAAUACAGCACAUUCUCUGGGUUCCUCAUCUACCCUGACUGACUGACUGACCUGACUGAGUGACUGAAUUGACCAACCUGACUGACCUUCACAACUUUAAAAAGACAAGAGAGGCUGUGUGCGGACUCGAGGAGCUGAAGGCAACACAGACAGAUGCAGACAAACACACACACAAACACACAUAUACUCAUAUACACACAUAUACACAUAUACACACAUACACACACAAACAUACAUAAAAAACGUCCAUACAUACAGUACCAGUCAAAAGUUUGGACACACCUACUCAUUCAAGGGUUUUUCUUUAUUUAUACU
Molecule: messenger RNA, 1462 nt
Organism: Salvelinus fontinalis (brook trout)
Lineage: Eukaryota; Metazoa; Chordata; Actinopteri; Salmoniformes; Salmonidae
Product: complement C1q-like protein 4
Exons: 2
Coding region: 449-1189 (246 amino acids)
Molecular function (GO): protein binding
Source: RefSeq, a predicted model, not a curated record